ACUGCGGUGUGUGUGUGUGUGUGUGUGUGUGUGUGUGUGUGUGUGUGUGUGCGUAUGUGUGUGUGUGUGUGUGCGCGCGCGCGCGUGUGUGCGUACUUGUGUGUGUAUGCGUGCGUGUGAGUGCGCGCGAGUGUGUGGACAAGGAGGUGGGGGCAGCCGAGUUAGAAUCCCAACUCCUUGGACUCCAUUUGCUAUUCUAUUCUUUCUCCCCCCACACCUAUCUGGAGGUGGUGGGCGUUUAUAUUUGCUUUUCUUUUCAUUCAUUUCCAGAUCUUUUAAAAUUUAAGGGUUGGGGGUAGUGGGAAAGGCAGGAAAGGGUAAGGGAAGGGAGUAAUAGCAGAAGAGCAGGAGGAGGACAUGGAGAUGAAGAAGAGGAUUAACCUGGAGUUAAGGAACAGAGCCCCGGAGGAGGUGACAGAGUUAGUCCUUGAUAAUUGCCUUUGUGUCAAUGGGGAAAUUGAAGGUCUGAAUGAUACUUUUAAAAAACUAGAGUUUCUGAGUAUGGCUAAUGUGGAACUAAGUUCACUGGCCCGGUUGCCCAGCUUAAAUAAACUUCGAAAGUUGGAACUUAGUGACAAUAUAAUUUCUGGAGGUUUGGAAGUCCUGGCAGAGAAAUGUCCUAAUCUUACCUACCUCAAUCUGAGUGGAAACAAAAUCAAAGAUCUCAGUACAGUAGAAGCUUUGCAAAAUCUUAAAAAUUUGAAAAGUCUCGACUUGUUUAACUGUGAGAUCACAAACCUGGAAGAUUACAGAGAAAGUAUUUUUGAGCUGCUGCAGCAAAUCACCUACUUAGAUGGAUUUGAUCAGGAGGAUAACGAAGCACCAGACUCAGAAGAGGAGGAUGAGGAUGGAGAUGAAGAUGAUGAAGAAGAAGAGGAGGAUGAAGCUGGUCCACCUGAAGAAUAUGAAGAAGAGGAGGAGGAAGAGGAGGAGGAUGAGGAUGAGGAUGAAGAUGAAGCAGGCUCAGAGCUGGGAGAGGGAGAAGAGGAAGUGGGCCUCUCAUACUUAAUGAAAGAAGAAAUCCAGGAUGAAGAAGAUGAUGAUGACUAUGUUGAAGAAGGGGAAGAAGAGGAAGAAGAGGAAGAAGAAGGUCUUCGAGGGGAAAAAAGGAAACGAGAUGCUGAAGAUGAUGGAGAUGAAGAAGAUGACUAGAUCAUUCUAAGACCAGAUUCCCUAAUGUUCCUGGGUGUGCAAUAGAGUGAUCCCAUCUUCUUUGUUUCUUCAUGUACCAUAGCGAUCCCUACGGAAGAUAACCUGUAACUUUUUAUAGGAAAAGUGUGGUUUUACUAUUUUUGCCUUAUCAUUCCAAAUAAGAUUUACUAGUCUGUUAAUGAUCAUAUCAUAUGUAGAGAAAAAAUUUUCGUUGACCCCAUUGUGAAAUUUAUUUAGAAUCUUCAUUUUUCUCAUUCAGGCUCACUGUAUUAGUUAUUUUUAGCCCAUAAUUAAAACAUGAUCACUUUUACACAGGCGUAGUUUGGUGCAUUUCAUUCAUAAGGUUAUAAAGUUAUUUAUAAGUUAACUGAAAUCAGAGUCGGCUGGAAUAUGAAAUGAAAAUAGUCUCUUGACUGAUAAGUUGGUUAUAUUUUUAGAGGUGACCCAGAGAUCUUUAGUUUGAAGGCAAUGACUUGUUUUUGUUUUUUUGGGUAUGGGUAUUUGGGUGCUUUUUUGUCACAUGAAUAACCUAGAAAGUAGGAGCAGAAUAGCAAAGGUUCUAUUCAACAAUAUAGUUCAAGGCUUUUGUGGAGGCUUCUGAAACCUUUUAAGCCAGGUGACUAAUAAGAUUUUAUUUUUGAAGGAAAAAUGCUUGUACUAAGUUCCGAGACAUGCAGGUGAGCCCUUUGUUUUUCUCACUGAAAAUCAUGACAUGCCAGCGGUUGUUAGUUUUGCUUUGUUUUUAAGUGUGCAUUCUUUUUCUUCCUCCCAGCAAUUCCUUUAUGAUCACUUUCAUUUCUUGUUUCACUCCCCUCCUUCUAUCUCCAAAAAAAGUUGGGAAACUUAUGGCUCUUCAGGAAGACCUUUAUUUAGUCUUUUAUACCUCAGCAACCUUUUCAGACGGUCUCAGUUUUAAACAAGUUAAAUGAAAGAAAUUGAGUAUUUUCUGAGCUAUAAAUACUAUUAUCAAUACAGCUUUAUGCAACAGAUUCUGGUUAUUGUAACUCUCUUGGUUGACAAGAUGUGCAGACUGUAUUAAUAGGGUGAAGAAAGAAAAGCAGAGGAAGCUUUUAGAAGCAGCAUUGCUGUUCCACAGAAGUUAGAACAAUUGCCUGUUGAUAAUUAGUGAGACAGUCAGGUCAAAUUUAGGGGGAGGUUAGCUUCCCAAAUGGUUUAGAUACUACACUGCAAAGUAUUUCUAAUUUUUCGGAGUAGAACCUUUAAUUAUUCUUCCUACAGUUUUAAGAUAUUACCAGAUAUAACUUUUAAUUGGAAUACACUGGGCAGUUGGAAAAAUAUUUGAAACUAAAUGCUAAAAUUAAGAUUUGUUUUCAAGUGGAAACCCACUAAAAAUAGAAAAAUAUUUAGGCUGGGUGUGUUUCUUUAUACAGCUACUAAAUAUGAUAAUAUAAGUAGACAAGUACAUUCCCCUUUUUGUUGCUGAGGCUCCAUGUUCAAGGCAAUUGCUUUUCUUUUUUUUUUU
Enhydra lutris kenyoni (northern sea otter) is the source of this 2635-nucleotide messenger RNA. Its product is annotated as acidic nuclear phosphoprotein 32 family member E. Lineage: Eukaryota; Metazoa; Chordata; Mammalia; Carnivora; Mustelidae. Gene Ontology annotation, molecular function: histone binding; phosphatase inhibitor activity. The transcript is spliced from 7 exons. The record is from RefSeq and is a predicted model, not a curated record. Gene Ontology annotation, biological process: regulation of apoptotic process. Gene Ontology annotation, cellular component: nucleus. Bases 358 to 1152 code for a protein of 264 amino acids.